Messenger RNA from Cyphomyrmex costatus, 654 nucleotides. RefSeq names its product NADH-ubiquinone oxidoreductase chain 5. Gene Ontology annotation, cellular component: respiratory chain complex I. The record is from RefSeq and is a predicted model, not a curated record. Gene Ontology annotation, molecular function: NADH dehydrogenase activity; NADH dehydrogenase (ubiquinone) activity. Gene Ontology annotation, biological process: ATP synthesis coupled electron transport; electron transport coupled proton transport. The annotation marks the transcript as partial. The transcript has a single exon. Lineage: Eukaryota; Metazoa; Arthropoda; Insecta; Hymenoptera; Formicidae.
AUGGUAAUAUUAUUAUUAGCUUCAAUUACUAAGAGAGUUCAAGUUCCAUUUUCUGUGUGGUUACCCUUAGCUAUAGCUGCUCCUACCCCUGUUUCGGCCUUAGUACAUUCUUCAACAUUAGUUACAGCAGGGGUAUAUUUAGUUAUUCGAUUUUUUAAUAUUUUUAUAGAUAAAGAAGGGGGGAGAGUGAUAUUAUUAAAUAUUGCUGUUAUUACAAUAUUUAUAUCGGGUAUGGUUGCUAAUUUUGAAUAUGAUUUUAAGAAAAUUAUUGCUUUGUCUACAUUAAGGCAGUUAGGGUUUAUAAUAAUAAUUUUAGGGUUAGGAUUUAAGUUAAUUGCUAUGUAUCAUUUAUUAAUUCAUGCUAUUUUUAAGUCAUUAUUAUUUAUAAGUGCUGGAGUAAUCAUUCAUAGUAUAAAAAAUAUACAAGAUAUUCGAUUACUAGGAAAUUUGAAUGAAAUCAUACCUUUUACAAUAAUAAGAUUUAUAAUUUCUUCAAUUGCUUUAAUAGGUACCCCUUUUAUGUCAGGAUUUUAUAGGAAAGAUUUAAUCAUGGAGUUAGUUUAUUUGAAGAGUGGGGUAAAUAUUUAUAUAGAAAUAUUAGUAAUUAUAUCUUUAUUUUUAACUGUAUUUUAUUCAGUUCGGCUAUUAUAUUAU